AUGGACAGUAAACAUUUCAGUUUGUCCCAGUUAAAGGCCCGGAGAGAAGAACUGAUCAGGGAAUUGCUGUAUGCUGAUGAUGCAGCAAUUGUGGCACACUCACUGGAGGGCGUAAAAGUUAUCUCAAACCGUUUGGCUUUUGCGUACCUUGGCAAUCACGUGACAAGCGACAAUAACAUCGACGGAGAUAUAGAAAACAGAGUACAAACGGCUUCGAGGUCUUUCGGUAGUCUGCACAAACGACUAUGGUCACAACACGGUAUCACAAUCACGACAAAGCCGAAAGUCCAAAAGUUGUUAACCAUCAAAUGGCAGGAUAUAGUACCAAUCACAGAGGUUCCCAGACGCGCAAAGAUGGCCAGUGAAGAGAGUAUGAUACUGACAGCACAACUCAGAGGGUCAGGCCAUGUGGCUCGAAUGGAAGACUGCAAACUACCUAAGAUCCUACUGUAUGGCGAACUGAGAGAUGAAGCAGGAUCUGACCUGACCGUGGUGGAUCUGGUCUCGCUGGAGCGGAGGGUCCUCAAGACGGGCUACGCGGCCUUCACGAUGGGCGUGGCCUACUCGCUCGACGGCUCCAAGGUUUACACCGUGGCUGCGGACAGCCUCCGCGGACCGCGUGUGGUGGAGGUGAAUGUGUCCUCAGGGGAGGCGACACCCCUGGGGAGAUGGACCGCCGAGGGGGAGGAGGGCUCUAACCCCAGCCACCCCAUCGUCGACCCCCACUACAUCAGCGUCGCCAGGCAGAUCCAGUUCCCGACGACCCAGGGGGACUUCGCCUACGGAUACCUCUACAUGCCCAAGAACAAGGACUACCGUGCGCCCCCGGGGACGCGCCCCCCCCUGCUCGUGAAAGCCCACGGGGGCCCGACGGCCGCGGCCACCAAGACCUUCAGCGCCGCCGUCCAGUUCUUCACCUCCCGCGGCUUCGCCAUCCUCGACGUCGACUACAGGGGCAGCACGGGCUACGGCACGCUCUACAGGACCAAGCUGCACGAGAUGUGGGGCGUGUAUGACGUGGACGACGUGUUGGCGGGCGCAGACUACCUGGUGCAGGAGGGCCUCGUCGACCCGGAGCGCCUCUGCAUCGACGGCGGCUCCGCGGGGGGCUACACGGCGCUCUCGGCGCUCACCAUCACCGGCUCCAAGUUCAAGGCCGGCGCGAGCUUCUACGGCGUGACCGACUUACAGCUCCUGGCGCGGGACACGCACAAGUUCGAGAGCCGCUACCUGGACGGCCUCGUCGGGAAGCUGGACAAGCACCUGGACCGCUACGUCUCCCGCUCGCCCUUCAGGAACCACGGCAAGCUCGACGUGCCCACCGUCUUCUUCCAUGGCACAGAAGACACGAUUGUUCCGCCCAACCAAGCCAUUGAGAUGUUCCAGCUGCUGAAGGGCAAAGGCCUCCCGGCUGCAAUUAUGUUAUUUGAAGGCGAGAGCCACGGCUUCCUUAAGGCAGAAAAUCGCAAGACGGCGCUGGAAGCAGAGAUAUUUUUCUUCUCCCAGGUCUUCAACUUCACUUUGGGAGACGUUACGUCAAAUCUGACGAUUGAGAACCUGUCCAGCUGGCGGGAUGGGAGCUGAGGACGAAGGGAAGAAGGUCGAGCGAUAAUAACGAAAAGAGGGACUGAAGAAGGAGAAGCGCAGGUGGAGAAGAAAGGCAGAAAUAUAUAAUAAGAAGAAACUAUUUAAAACGUCCAUGCGACGGGAUGUUUGCACAAAACGAAUGAUUAUAAAUGCUUUAAGAAAUAAAGAAAAGGGUCUUUCA
Penaeus chinensis is the source of this 1768-nucleotide messenger RNA. Its product is annotated as acylamino-acid-releasing enzyme 2-like. Bases 1 to 1584 code for a protein of 527 amino acids. The record is from RefSeq and is a predicted model, not a curated record. The transcript is spliced from 11 exons. Gene Ontology annotation, biological process: proteolysis. NCBI's taxonomy places the organism in Eukaryota, Metazoa, Arthropoda, Malacostraca, Decapoda, Penaeidae. Gene Ontology annotation, molecular function: serine-type peptidase activity.